Molecule: messenger RNA, 2618 nt
Organism: Lolium rigidum
Lineage: Eukaryota; Viridiplantae; Streptophyta; Magnoliopsida; Poales; Poaceae
Exons: 2
Coding region: 111-2618 (835 amino acids)
Source: RefSeq, a predicted model, not a curated record
UCGCAGCAUCUAGCUAGCUAGACUUGUAGAGCGGCAAGUGGGCUCUUCUGUAACACGAUAAACCUGUUGAGGACAGAGUAGGCUCAAGUGCAGGGAGCUCAGUAGAGCCAAUGGGAGCAAGUGCAGCUACGGUUAAUGCUACCUGCAAGCUGGUGAAGAAUGAGACCACUGCUACUCUUGGGUAUAGUUAUGUCGGUGCGUUAUUGGAAAGUCCAAGUGUCCACAUGGAGGUACUUGUAUUACUCACUCCUAUGGCCUACCUAGUUGUUGCCACCUUAGGGUCCCAGCGUCGCCGUUCCACAAGUUGGUUCAUCCAGAAAGGUCUCUUUGUCGCGCACACCUUGUCCUUCCCACUGGGAGCAUACACACUAGGCUCAAUGCAAUCUCACUCCGCGGCGAAGAGCUGCAUGUACUCCCUUUGGGCUGGAAGUCUCUUCAUCCUUCAUGCUUGUACCGAUACAAGCUAUAAACUCGAUGACAUCAAACAAGUAACAAGGUCCCAAUACCGCUAUUUGCUUUACUAUGCAAAUGGGUAUUUGCUUUUGAGAACCUUACUUGCGGCUGGGAAUUCUUCCUUGUAUUUCCUAGUUACCCCUUUGUACAUCAUUGCUAUGUUAAAACUAGACUUCCUAAAAGCACCAUGUGUGCUGUCAAGCAGCUCAUGGAACUUGAAUAAGAUGGUUGCUGAUUACAUGUAUAACGAGCACACCAGGGGCAAAUUUGUCCCAGCCACCAUGGAAGGUUGUCAUUACCUGGUCGACUGGCCCCUCAACAAAUCUAAGUUGGAUGCUCCAUCAUAUGCAGCACAACUUACAGGGAAUGUUGAUCAUGUCAUUGACAUAGAGAAGAUAUGGCUGUGCAGUAACCUGUCACUGGACCAAGAGCUAAAGGAUACAUGCCUCUCCUUCUCUCUUUUUCACCUGUUGAGGAGGCGCUUCUUUGGGUUUACCUGUGGCGAAUCCAAGGAAAGGGCACAUGAUUUCGUUUUCAAGGGGUUGCUAUUGGAGAAUGAGAAAGGUGUCACGGACUGCAAUCGGGUUUUCAGGGUGAUUGAGACUGAGUUAGCUUUUAUGUAUGAUUUCUUCUUCACCAAGUCUGCUGUCAUUUAUUAUGGAUCAAGUGUGGCGAUGAUUACGUGCUUGCUUUCAGUCAUAUUCCUAUCUCUUAUAAUACUGUGGACAGUCAGGUCACAAGAAGGCAAGGAGAUGACUGAUUCUGAUACUGUUAUCAGCUUAUUUGUACUUGCAUCCGCUGCUUCUCUUGAAUUGCUACAACUGCUACUUUACUGGACUAGCAUUUGGAGCAGAGUAUCCUUUGUUUGUGGGUAUGUCAGAGAACAAGCAAGAUGGAACACAUGGGGAGGUUGCUGGUGCUGUAUGACUAUAAGAUUGAAUGGGUUUUUUGCCAAAAUUGGUGUACACUGUGCACCAAACAAACACUACUGGCAGCACAAGCUUGGGCAGUACUCAUUGCUUGAUUUCAAGCCUAAAUGGAAGUUGACUGGCUAUUUUGACGCCCCUCCCACUCCCGGACACCGGUGUGGCAUCUUCCAACAAACAAACAUGUAUUUGUUUGAUAAAAAACAAACAAACACGUACGUGCGGAGGGUCCGUGGGAAACAUGGAAAAUCUAUCGAGGUACCUGCACAAGUAAAGAAGGCACUUAUUUAUUCCCUGAAGCGUACUAAUGGUGUACUGACGAACGGGAAAUCAUCACUAGUCUCCAAUGAAGCAGGACACCUUUCAUGGGCUUGUGCACGGGACUUGCACUCGGCGUCAGACACAAGCUCCAUCAUCAUGACUUGGCACAUUGCAACCUGGUACUGUGAGAUGGGAACAACUAGGUAUGGCUCUUCCUACCUAGACGAGGGAGCACAACUGAAGACCCAUCUUGGUGUCGCCACAAAACUGUCAAAAUACUGUGCAUACUUGGUGGUCCACGUACCAAAGCUUCUUCCUGGGCACCACUACGAUACAAGCCGUGUGUUCGAUGCCGUCGCGGUAGAAGCCAACAAGUUUCUGCUGCCAUCUAUGAGGAGGAGGGCUAAGUACGAGGCGCUGAGGAACUACGGGCUAGAAGAAUCAGAGGCUAGCAUCUUCCAGAGCGGUGCCAAGCUGGGCAAGCAGCUCGAGGAGAUACAAGAUGUUACCAGGCGCUGGAAGGUCAUAGCUGAUUUCUGGUCCGAGAUAUUGCUCUACAUCGCACCAUCUGAUGAUGUCAACGAGCACAUCGAUCAGCUCACGCGGGGCGGCGAGCUCAUCACCCACCUGUGGGCUUUGCUCUCCCAUGCUGGAAUUCUGCAGAGAGAUCAACCGAGUACUCCUCCUAGCCGCCAUCGUCCACGUGCGGAAAGUACUCGUUCCAGUCAGCAGGAAAUUUUUGAGCAAGCUGCAGCAAGAUAUGAAGGAGCUACCACUACCCUGGCUGAUCAUUUAGCAACUACAUCCCCUGCUCGACAUUUGGCAGACAAUCCGCAAAUGAGUGGCGCUACCCUGCAACAUGUUCUUAAAGCUGAUAGACUGCCACAGGCACCUAUGCUGCCGGAUAUCGCUAAAUCAAAUGAUUGCCAUAUUGAUGUUCCUGAAGAUUCUAUCCACACGCGGGAAAGCCCUCCCUGA